CGCGCCCCGGAUAUCGCUUCCUUGAGUCAGGGAGAACAAAGUGCAUCACGGAGAAAAUGAGCUCUGCUCGCGCACUUGCCGCCCUCUUGCUGGCCUUGACGUUAUGCUCUCCCGGCACAGUCGAUUGCAGCAAUCUCGUGGACAUUCUUAAGCAAGACGGGCAAUUUUCCAUCCUCUACAACGCGUUGGAAAAGUCGGAAGAGUUGGACGAGGUGGAAGGUCGCCCGACUGUGAAUGGCACUUCCUUCGUCCUUUUCGCUCCGACGGACACGGGCUUUGCGGAAGAGUUCCACCCGGACAUUCGGGCAUGUCUUCAGGCGAGCGCACCCGCUAAGAGGAUCGUAGUCCAGCUCCUGCGUUACAUGCAGGUCACCACCCAGAAUACUCCGGUUGAGAAUGCGAUGGAUCUCCUCAAGCAGGCACAGGACAACAAGAUCUGGACUGUUCUCGGCCAGGUCGUCGUGGUCGCAGGGGGAACCAAUAAUAGCGUAACGCUGAAGUCCGUGUCCGGAGUGAGCCAGGCCGUUGCCACCGAAUUCCGACUAUUGGACGUGAACGUGACGCUUAUCCCGCUUGCCAGCGGCAUCGUUAUCGCCCAUAACCUGUCAGAUCAGAUCGUGGCGGCUUGCCUGCCUGCAUCAUCCUCCGCUGCACCCAACUCUCCCUCUGUACACAAACUUAACAGCAACCCCAAAUCUGGCUCCCGCCCGGCCCCUGCUUCUGCUCCUGUGAAGAAACCCGUCACUCCUGCUUCUGCUCCUGCUUCCAGGCCUGUUAAUUCCGGUAUGGCUGCGUUGCCUUCAGCUGCCAAUGACAUUAAGAGCAGUAUCACGUCUCCUCUUCCGUCCCAAAGUCAAUCGGCUCAAGCUUCUCAGCAUCUCCCCACGAAGUUCUCCCAAGUUAACGCAGCGUGCACUGCUCCGCGAUGUUCUGAUGAAGUUCCUGUGACCUGCAGUCGAGAUCUCGUAUCCGGAGGAAAUUCUGCUGCAGCUCUCCUGGCAGGCUGGCCACACUCUCCAUAUAUUCCUUCAGGCAAAAUGGGAGAGACUUCAACCGUUCAGAAGAACAUGUCUCUAGGAUCUGAGGAAAAAAACAGAAUCAAAGGAAUUCUGGCAGACUGCUACAAUGAAGGGUUACUCCCUGAGGACCUCCUCCCGGAACGAGUAGAAGUGGGGGAUGAUUUUGUGAGGGUGAUGGUAAAUCCCAACCACUACGCAGUUCAGGAGGAAUGGCUCAAAGAGAAUGCUCUGACUGUGGCUUUUGGACACGACGCGAAGUCAAUUCCGGUGUCUGUCAAAAUUCGUUUGAUCCGUAUGCAUGAAGAUGGCUGGGCCAAGGGUGGGUCGAUUAGUGCCGCACCUAAGAGAGGGGUUUUUCAUAACGAGGGCUUUAACCUGGUCACAUAUGUGGCAUCGGCAAAAGAAAUUGCGAUGUGGCUGCUAAGGAAAAAAGAAGAUAAAAUCGUGCUGGAUGGGAAAACUUACACCAUGACUUUCAGACCCUGGAUGUCAGAAGAUGAGCUUUUUGAAUGGCGGGAGGCCAUGAGGUAUAAAUUCUUUUGGGUUCGAUGUAAGUAUGUCCCGGUGGCGGCCCUUCCUUACCUUGCCACGGCAGUUCAAAGUGCCUUCGGGAAAAUUCUCAAAAAAUUUGAGACAUAUGCUGACCCAAUAGCCCCGGAAUUAGUGAAUGUUCGUUUUGAUCUGGAGCCUGCCGCCCGUGUGCGCUAUAGACCAUAUCUAAUAAUAGAUAUGAAGAAAGGCGGCUUCGUGGAAAUAGAGGUGGUCCAUGCGCAGACUCCGUGGUGUAAAGUCUGUCGUCAAAACUUCCAUCAUGAAGAUGACGAUUGCUGUCCUGCACGUCAACAAGGGAAUCUGCAGGAAAAAGGGAAAAAGGUGGGUGAUGGGUCCCUGACUGAAGAGGAGAAGUCAGAUCGGGUACAGGAUGAUUGGGAAACACAGAAGGAGAGCAUCUCGAAAGGAGGGAACAAGGGAAGAAGGAAGGAUAAGCGAAAGGGAGAAGAUGGGCAGGCUGCUACCCAGGGAGACCUGGAAAAUCAGCCAAAGGAUGUGGACAUGGAUGAGGAGGAUAAGGGCUCGUUGGGGGGAAAUCGAGAUGAGGAGAAAGAAGGGACCCAGAGUAAGGGUAAGCAAGGUAAGGAAGUCAAGAAAAGGAAGGUUCCUAAGAAAAAGAAGAAGAUCGCCAGUAAAAGAACCAAGGAACCAAGAGUUCGAAAAGAGUGGAGACCGAAUACAUUACAGAAAACUUCAGAGGAACAGGGCAUUGUAGAGGAAGAAAAACCUUCACAGAAACAGGGCUCAGUGGAGGAGGAAGAGAAGGUGAUGAUAAUAGAGAAGGUUGAAAAUACUCCUAGAAAGAAGGGAGAUGAGAGGUCAGUCUCAGAAGAAUAGGGAUUGAAGCAAAGGGAUGAAGUUUCGGGUCAAGCUGUAGCAUCGGGAGACCUCAUGGCUCUCGGCCAUGGGGCAACAGUCCCCCUCCCCUCGUCCCCCCUCCCUCCUACUUCGAAUGACCCUCCUCUCUCCCCCCCCGUUGCCCUUAUGCUUUGUUCCUCCCCGUCGCCUUCGCCCAAAGUUGAUCAACUACCAGGGGUGCCAGCAGGGAACGGAACCCAAGGAACACCGGAUAAACUUCGUACCCCUGCGCCGCAGGUUUCAGACACAACUGAUCGAGCGGCUACUACGUUGACACACCUGUCUAUCGAAAACCUGAAAAACUGCUCUAUUUACACUAAUGAAUGCUUUAAUAUUGG
Messenger RNA from Chara braunii, 2767 nucleotides. Lineage: Eukaryota; Viridiplantae; Streptophyta; Charophyceae; Charales; Characeae. The record is from the annotation of a GenBank genome assembly.